CCAGGACUCCAACCUGAAGUCGAACCAGUAGCUCAGCCCGCAGAACAGCUUGGAAACCAACCCGACAUGCAGUUAGGGAUCGACCCCACCCGACAGCCCCAGCAUGCCGGUGAACUGGUAGUGGUACUUUCCAGCAGCAUCAGGCAACUUACCCUGUCAAAGUCUUGUCUAGAUGAGGAUUCCAUGGGACUUUUGGGACGUGCACUUCCUAAACUAGCCGUGCUUAGGCUUUUUGCUGAAUCCUACACUGGAUCAAAAAUGAGAUGCACUGGUUUUCCUGAACUGCGUAUCCUGAAACUGUGGAAACUGAAAAAUCUUGAGGAAGUGAUUGUGGAAUCAGGAGACAUGUCCAACCUUCACGAAAUGGAAAUUCGGGAAUGUCCAAUGAUGAAAAAAUUCCCCAGGGUGAAGCACUUGGGCAUGUUGAAGGAACUCACACUGACAAACGUGCUUGAGGAUCUAGUGAAAGAUGUCGAGAGAAAUCUGGAUAAUCAGAAUACAUAUUGCAGAAAAAACAAUGGAAAUGCUGCGUUUCUAAUUAAGGUUUCAUGAUCACUGAAUCCAAUGCGGCCAACCUUGAGAGCAGAUUCAUAUUCAAAAUGCAACGAAGGUGCAGCCCACUGAACCAUCGGUAUCUGGGGCAGUCAUUUUCGCAUUGAGAAAUGUGGUGGGAUUAAUGCCCUUGUGAUAUAUUCCUCCUGCCUUCCCCCCAUCUAAUUCUCCUUCUUCCCUUUUUCCAAGUGACUUGUGUAACGACCCCGUGUUGCCCAUGCAUUAUUUCCUUUGUUCUAGU
This is a messenger RNA of Punica granatum (pomegranate), 793 nucleotides long. Lineage: Eukaryota; Viridiplantae; Streptophyta; Magnoliopsida; Myrtales; Lythraceae. The record is from RefSeq and is a predicted model, not a curated record.